AUGACAGAAGUCGUGGCGACUCAAACGCCGCCCAUACUCCACGGACCGUCUGACAAGGAGAAGAAGUAUGAUCGACAGCUUCGUCUGUGGGCUGCAAGCGGCCAAGCAGCACUUGAGUCCGCAAACAUCCUCCUCUUCAACACGGGCGCGGGCACUGUAGGAGUAGAGACGCUCAAAAAUCUGGUUCUGCCCGGUAUUGGUCGCUUCACGAUCAUUGAUGACGCUGUCACCACUGAGGCUGAUCUUGGCAUCAACUUCUUCCUCGACGAGGCUUCUGUGGGCAAGCCAAGGGCACAGUCUUGCGCAGAGCUCCUGCUAGAGCUGAACCCGGAGGUCCAAGGUGACUGGUUUCCUAAGAACCAAUCGUUGGACCUGGGCAAGGUGCUCUCUGAGGUGCCGACUUUCACCAUGAUCGUCUACACUUUCCCCAUCCGUCCAGAUGAUUUGAAGGUCCUCGAAGACUACGGCAGCGAGCACCUCACACCGUUGGUUGCCGUCCACUCCGCAGGCCUCUACUCGUACUUUCGAGUAGGCCUACCUGGCAGUUUUCCCAUCGUCGACACACACCCAGACGAAACCGCCACAACUGAUCUGCGACUGCUCUCACCAUGGCCCGAGCUGCAGACUUUCGCCACUGACCUGACGGAGGAUAUUGACGCUAUGGACAACCAUGAGCAUGGACACUUACCAUACGUGGUCAUCUUGCUGUACUUUCUGGGAAAGUGGAAGGAUGUUCAUGGAGACUAUCCAAGGAAAUAUGCCGAGAAGACGGCGUUCAGGAAGAUGGUUGCAGCUGGGGCAAGGACCAACAACCCAGAAGGUGGCGAAGAGAACUUUGACGAGGCGGUCGCCGCCGUAGUUAAGACGGUAGUGCCGCCCAGCAUACCAUUAAGUCUGAAAGAAGUGUUUGAGUACACUCACGAUGAUCCGAUUGAGCAACAAUCGAGCUUCUGGAUCAUCGCCGACGCGGUCAAGAGGUUCCAUGAGAAGCACGGUAGUUUGCCACUGCCUGGCAACGUACCAGACAUGAAGGCACAGUCCAAGGUCUACAUCCAACUCCAAAAUAUAUACAAGAAUAGGGCUCGGCGGGACGUUGCCGAGGUGCUCGAAACAGUCAGGCAGUCUCCAGGUGGCGAGAACGUCGAUCCUGAUGAGGUGGAGCUCUUUUGCAAGAACGCUGCCUUCGUCAAGCUUGUCAAUAAUGGUGGUGCGGACGCUGAUCGUCUGGCAAGGGUUGCAGGAGAGCAACUGGCUCAGGACGCAAAUGCGGAGGUCACGAUGUCGCCCCUUUCGCUGAUCCCCAUCUACCUUGCUCUGUUUGCGACGUCACACAAUCCCCAGGCCUCCACAGAAGAGAUUGUGAAGACCAUCGGAGAUAUUGUUCCAGAUGCCGCGAAGAAUGGACGAGUGGUCAAGGUUGCUGAGGAGGUUGCCCGUGCUGGUGGCGGAGAACUACACAACACAUCCGCCUUGACCGGUGGCAUGGUGGCCCAGGAGAUAAUUAAGAUCAUCACUAAACAGUAUAUACCUGUCGACAACACCUGCAUUUUCGACGGUAUAAGCAGCAGGUGCCAGGUACUUCGCUUGUGA
Molecule: messenger RNA, 1590 nt
Organism: Cryphonectria parasitica EP155
Lineage: Eukaryota; Fungi; Ascomycota; Sordariomycetes; Diaporthales; Cryphonectriaceae
Exons: 5
Coding region: 1-1590 (529 amino acids)
Biological process (GO): protein neddylation
Cellular component (GO): cytoplasm
Molecular function (GO): NEDD8 activating enzyme activity
Source: RefSeq, a predicted model, not a curated record